This is a messenger RNA of Rotaria sp. Silwood1, 630 nucleotides long. The record is from the annotation of a GenBank genome assembly. Lineage: Eukaryota; Metazoa; Rotifera; Eurotatoria; Philodinida; Philodinidae.
AUGGAUACAUAUGCUUAUAUAUAUAAUAAUACAUUUGAUCCAACUUCUCCAUCAUUAAACGUUAUAUUAAAAGAUGAUGGUAUUGAUAUAUAUAGUCAAUGUUUAUUAUCAAUUGAUCUUGAUACAAUAACAAAAUACAUAUUAGUUCUAACAACAUUUUAUCCAAAUGUAACAGGAACAUUUACAAUAACUGGAUUUGGUGUUGGAUCACUUGGAUUUUCUCCAAUAAAUAUAUCAAAUCCAUUAUUAGAUGUUGACUCAAUAUAUUCAUCAUCAUUGAAUGAUUCAAGUAAAAUGUUUUGUCGAGAAAUAAAUUGUUCACAAGGAUAUUUCUAUUAUCAAUCAAUUGAUCUAAACAUAUCUAAAGAUGGAUAUUAUACAAUUCGAUGUUAUAGUAAUAUUGAUACAUAUGGUUAUAUAUACAAUAAAACAUUUAAUUAUUAUUCACCAUCAGAAAAUAUAUUAUCAUUUAAUGAUGAUUAUGGUGGUAAUAGUCAAUUUAUGUUUAAUAUGUUUUUAAAUAGUUUAACAAAGUAUAUAUUAGUUGUAACAACAUAUUCAUCAAAUGUUAAAGGAUCAUAUUCAAUAAUUGUAUCUGGUCCCGAAUAUAUUACAUUCAUUGUUCAAUGA